ACAUGGUCAUGACAUCAUCAAAGGUCCUUUUGCACAAAGGUUGUAGCUGAUACGAUAUAGUGAAGGAGAAUGAGGAGCUGAAUUGUGUUUAUCUUUACACCUCUUUGCUUUACGGCACUGGCCCCAGAGACGUCCAGUUUUCCUGCAUGCUUUGUGUAACCUGAUGAAGAUGACCGAAGUUGAUAUGAAUUGCCAUCAUAUGUCUGCAAGUCCGGGAUAAUGCAACGUGUCAACAAGAAUGUGGUGCUGGCUGUGCUGACAGCUGCAAGUACCUUAUUUCUUCUGUUUCAGCUGUAUUACUACCGAUACUACAUAUCUACAAAGAAUGGCCCUGCUUUCUCCAAAUUGAAAGGAAGUUUAUCUUCACAAGACAGUACACAUUGGCGAGUGGUUAAGACUUUUAUGAAUCUGGUUUCCAAACACAAUGUACCAGUUUUUCUAGUGGAUUCUCAGAUUUUGGGACUUCUAAACAAGGAUUUAGAACAGCUGAAGAGCUCACCAGACAGUCUGCCACCUGGAUGCCAAUAUUUGUGCAAGCAGAGAGACAUCACAAUUUUUGGACUGCUAGACAAGAUUUGGGAACAUAAAAGCAACAUUUUUCGGGCUGCAGAGAAAUUGGGAUUUCAGUGGCAGAAAUACGAUGGAAGAGAUCCACGACUGGAAGGGAUAGAUGAUCUCUCAGGCACAGAAAUACCUCUACAUUUUAUAUUCAAGAUGGCAGCUCACACUAUACAUGUAGUAGUGUUUUAUGAAAGGAGUGGCAACUACCUCUGGCAUGGCCCUUUACGACUAAAGAGAAAUAUGGACAGAAAGUUUGCACCUUUCCGAAAGCUUCAGUUUGGCCGAUAUGCUGGAGCCUAUAGUAGAGCUGAUACGGUCCGAAUUACUGUAGAUGGAUUAAAGGUGAAAAUCCCAAGAGACCCCUCAUCCUUUUUAUCUGAGGUUUCGCAUUCAAGGUUUUUAGAGUGCCGCUACAAAGAAGCUCGGUCAUUUUUUAAGCUCUAUCCUGACGACACUUCACUGGAAGGGAUUGAAUUUAGAAAGAAAGCCAAAGCACUGUUACACCUGGCAGCUUCAACUUUGGAUUCAUUGGGUGUGAGCUUUUGGAUCAGCAGUGGGACAUGUUUAGGUUGGUAUCGGCAGUGCAACAUUAUUCCAUACAGUAAAGAUGUGGAUUUAGGGAUCUUUAUACAGAACUACAAGCCUGAUCUAGUUCCAGCAUUUCAGAAGGCCGGACUCCCUCUGAAGCACAAAUUUGGCAAGGUAGAAGAUAGCUUGGAACUCUCUUUUUUAGGAAGUGAUGAUGUAAAACUUGACAUUUUUUUCUUCUAUGAAGAAGAGGAUUAUAUGUGGAAUGGGGGCACACAAGCCAAAAGUGGCAAGAAAUUUAAAUACUUGUUUCCAAAAUUUACACUUUGCUGGACAGAGUUUUUGGAGCUUAAGGUUCAAGUACCUUGCGAAACUGUAGAUUAUAUCGAAGCAAAUUAUGGGAAGAACUGGGAUGUACCUCUCAAAGUUUGGGACUGGAAAAACUCCCCCUCCAAUGUUCAUCCCAAUGGAGUGUGGCCUAUAGAUGAGUGGGAUGAAGUCAUUCAGUUAUUUUAAGCAAAAUGUGAAAAUGUAUAAUAUCAGAUACACUGGAACCUUAUUUUUAGUAUAUUACAGAACCUGGUUUGUACUCUGCACUGGCAUCUGACUUGAUAAUAUUAGUUACUGUUUUGCUAAAUAGUUGAAACUCCUAACAACUCUCACAUAGCAAUGUAGAAAUGAUACUAUCUUUAAUAUAUUAAAGUAAACCUGUCCCUAGUUUCUUGCUGUCCAGUCCAGGCUCCCUUAUUACAAUGCUGUAUAUGGGGCUGUUCAUAGUGAAUUGUACAACCUGGUGAUAAGGCUGCCCAUCUCUGGUUUGGAGGGCAUGACACUAGUGACAGCUUUCCUUAUAAAAUAUCCAUCAUGUAAUUGGUCACUACUGGAUUAUAAAACACUCUGAAUUAUCAGAUGGGUACAGCAGUCAAUAUUUAUUAUUGUUAGAAUAUAUAUUUUCCAGUUCAAACAAAUAAACAUUAGAAAUCAUUUUAGGACACAAUGUUUUUUCAAUCAAAGAGGCUUCUGAUUAUUUAACUGUUCAGUCUACUUUGAUCUGGAGGAUCAGACAGCUUUAUGCUACUCAAUCGGAAUUGCCAGAAUUUCGGAAGGUUAGAAUAAAGGAAUUAUACAGUAUGAUGCAGCCCUAUAUGUUUACGGGGGCUAAGGAAUGUGAAUUCGAACAAGGGGAAGUCUAUUGAAAGUAUUAGAAGAAGCAGAAUCUCGCCUCUUCAGACUCAAUUAGACGAACAAGAAGUUAGUACAUCUAGAGAAUGUAUACAUAAUAUUUAUGCACAGUAGAAUUCCUUUAUUCUGGCAUCUGGAAAGUAUGAUAAUUUAGUACGUGCUUCCAAUACAAAACUGCAAGAUAACGAAAAAUGUCAUUAGACCAGACUUAAUGGAGAGAAAAUACACACUUUUGCAACUACUUUUAAUUGCUAUUAUGUAGGUAAAGUAUAACAUUAAGCAAGCAAAAAUACCUUACUGUUUUGUGAAUACAACGCCUGCGCUGAUGUGUGUUUCCAUCUACAAAAAAUGUAUGUUCUUGUUCUGCAGUCAUGUGUCACUCUACUACUUGUAUCCCAUAUUCCUAUUAGCCUACAAAAAGUAAAGUCGGGGGAGGAGUACCACUUUUGUUGUUUGUCUGUAGCCACAGAGUCACACAAGUCUGCAUAGGAGCUGUGAACAUAACUUUGUUGUGAGUUAUUAAGACUAUUUGCAGAGUUGCUUAAAGGGGUUAUCCAUUGUAUUGUAGAAACUAAUAUGGUGCUGGGACAGGGGGAAAAUAGGAAAAUAGACAAAAAAAAAAUAGUUAUCUAGCCUCAGUCCCCCGCAGCUUAUGUUCCCUCUGUUUGGUUCCCCGGUCUAAGGACUUGCCAGCUUAGCCAAUCACUGGUCUCGCCAGUGAUUGGCUGAGUUGGCAGGUCCUGCAUUGAGUGCUUGCCUUGGGACAGGAACAAGAAAGAAGACUGGGGGACCAUAUGGAGGCGAA
Molecule: messenger RNA, 3076 nt
Organism: Hyla sarda
Lineage: Eukaryota; Metazoa; Chordata; Amphibia; Anura; Hylidae
Gene: FKTN
Product: fukutin
Exons: 10
Coding region: 220-1605 (461 amino acids)
Cellular component (GO): Golgi membrane
Source: RefSeq, a predicted model, not a curated record